Hippopotamus amphibius kiboko is the source of this 7805-nucleotide messenger RNA. It is a transcript of the gene KIRREL1, whose product is annotated as kirre like nephrin family adhesion molecule 1. The record is from RefSeq and is a predicted model, not a curated record. Gene Ontology annotation, cellular component: cell-cell junction. Lineage: Eukaryota; Metazoa; Chordata; Mammalia; Artiodactyla; Hippopotamidae. Bases 352 to 2694 code for a protein of 780 amino acids. The transcript is spliced from 15 exons. Gene Ontology annotation, molecular function: cell adhesion molecule binding. Gene Ontology annotation, biological process: cell-cell adhesion.
AGGGGAGAAAGGGAGGGCAGAGAUCGAAAGAGACCCGGAGAGAUAAAGCCUGAGGCGAGAAAUAAUUCAAGGGAGAGGGGAGAGGAAGGGGUGGGGGGAGAGAGAGAGAGAAGAGGGAGAGCGAGAGGGGACGGGACCGGGAGGAAAGAGCGAGAGAGAGAAGCGGAGGGAAGGGAAGUGAGUUUGUGCGCGCGAGUGAGUGUGCGUGUGCGUGUGCGUGUGAGUGUGCAGGGGCGGGCGCGGGCGGGCGGGGGGCGGGCUCCCGGGCUCCCCUCCUCCCCAGCCCGCUCCUCGCGCUCCCUCGCCAACUCCGGGCCCCAGCCGCGGGCGGGCGCACGGCGGGCGGCCAGCAUGCUGAGCCUCCUCGUCUGGAUCCUCACUCUCUCCGAUACUUUCUCCCAAGUGCCGGCUUUGGCUUUGCCAGGAACCCAGACCCGCUUCAGCCAGGAGCCAGCCGACCAGACUGUGGUGGCCGGACAGCGGGCCGUGCUCCCCUGUGUGCUGCUCAACUACUCGGGGAUCGUGCAGUGGACCAAGGAUGGGCUGGCUCUGGGCAUGGGCCAGGGCCUCAAAGCCUGGCCGCGGUACCGGGUCGUGGGCUCUGCGGACGCCGGGCAGUACAACCUGGAGAUCACAGAUGCUGAGCUCUCUGACGACGCCUCUUACGAGUGCCAGGCCACGGAGGCCGCCCUGCGCUCCCGGCGAGCGAAACUCACCGUGCUCAUCCCUCCGGAGGACACAAGGAUUGAUGGCGGUCCUGUGAUUCUGCUGCAGGCAGGCACCCCCCACAACCUCACGUGCCGAGCCUUCAACGCCAAGCCUGCCGCCACCAUCAUCUGGUUCCGGGAUGGGACGCAGCAGGAAGGCGCUGUGGCCAGCACGGAGCUGCUGAAGGAUGGGAAGAGGGAGACCACCACCAGCCAGCUGCUCAUCAACCCCACAGACCUGGACAUUGGGCGUGUCUUCACCUGCCGCAGCGUGAACGAGGCCAUCCCGAGCGGCAAGGAGACGUCCAUCGAGCUCGACGUGCACCAUCCUCCUACGGUGACCCUGUCUAUUGAGCCGCAGACGGUGCAGGAGGGCGAGCGCGUCAUCUUUACGUGCCAGGCCACAGCCAACCCCGAGAUCCUGGGCUACAGGUGGGCCAAGGGGGGCUUCCUCAUCGAAGACGCCCACGAGAGUCGCUACGAGACCAAUGUCGACUAUUCCUUCUUCACGGAGCCUGUGUCCUGUGAGGUUCACAACAAAGUGGGGAGCACCAAUGUCAGCACUUUAGUCAAUGUCCACUUUGCCCCCCGGAUCGUAGUCGACCCCAAACCCACGACCACAGACAUUGGCUCUGAUGUGACCCUCACCUGCGUCUGGGUUGGGAAUCCCCCCCUCACCCUCACCUGGACCAAAAAGGACUCAAACAUGGGGCCCAGGCCUCCUGGUUCCCCACCCGAGGCUGCUCUCUCUGCCCAGGUCCUGAGUAACAGCAACCAGCUGCUGCUGAAGUCAGUGACCCAGGCCGAUGCCGGCACCUACACCUGCCGGGCCAUCGUGCCUCGGAUCGGAGUGGCCGAGCGGGAGGUACCGCUUUAUGUGAAUGGGCCCCCCAUUAUCUCCAGCGAGGCCGUGCAGUAUGCCGUCAGGGGUGACGGUGGCAAGGUGGAGUGUUUUAUCGGGAGCACGCCACCCCCAGACCGCAUUGCAUGGGCAUGGAAGGAGAACUUCCUGGAGGUGGGGACCCUGGAACGCUACACGGUGGAGAGGACCAACUCGGGCAGCGGGGUCCUGUCCACGCUCACCAUCAACAACGUCAUGGAGGCCGACUUUCAGACCCACUACAACUGCACCGCCUGGAACAGCUUCGGACCAGGCACAGCCAUCAUCCAGCUGGAAGAGCGAGAGGUGUUACCUGUGGGCAUCAUCGCAGGGGCCACCAUCGGCGCGGGCAUCCUGCUUAUCUUCUUUUUCAUCGCCUUGGUGUUCUUCCUCUACCGGCGCCGCAAAGGCAGUCGCAAGGACGUGACCUUGAGGAAGCUGGACAUCAAGGUGGAGACCGUGAACCGGGAGCCACUCACAAUGCAUUCUGACCGGGAGGACGAUACUGCCAGCGUCUCCACGGCGACCCGAGUGAUGAAGGCCAUCUACUCGUCUUUCAAGGAUGAUGUGGACCUGAAGCAGGACCUGCGCUGCGACACCAUCGACACCCGGGAGGAGUAUGAGAUGAAGGACCCCACCAAUGGCUACUACAAUGUGCGGGCCCACGAAGACCGCCCAUCUUCCAGGGCAGUGCUCUACGCCGACUACCGUGCCCCUGGCCCUGCCCGCUUUGACGGCCGCCCCUCUUCCCGCCUCUCCCACUCCAGCGGCUAUGCCCAGCUCAACACCUACAGCCGGGCCCCAGCCUCCGACUACGGUCCUGAGCCCACACCCCCUGGUCCUGCUGCCCCAGCUGGCACCGACACCACCAGCCAGCUGUCCUACGAGAACUAUGAGAAGUUCAAUUCCCAUCCCUUCCCCGGGGCAGCAGGGUACCCCACCUACCGGCUGGGCUACCCCCAGGCCCCGCCGUCCAGCCUGGAGCGGACCCCAUAUGAGGCAUACGACCCCAUUGGCAAGUACGCCACGGCCACACGGUUCUCCUACACCUCCCAGCACUCGGACUACGGCCAGAGAUUCCAGCAGCGCAUGCAGACGCACGUGUAGGGCCAAGCCUAGCGGGGCAUCUCUGCGGGGCAGAGGAGAGGCUCUCACAGCUGUUCCCUGAUAUUCAGGGGCGUUGCUUGUUGUUGCUCCCGUCCUGGGCCAGCCUUCCUCCUCCCACUGUGGCAGGCGGGGAGCAGGUCUCCCGGAAACACCCCGUCCCGGGGAUGGUGCUCUGUGCGUGCCCCAGCCUCCUGGGCCUGCCCUUCCCUCUUCUUUGGGAGGAUGUGUCUCUUCUGACCUGCACUCUCGCCUGGCCCCAGCCUGGGGAUGGGGAAAGUGAAGGUUGUGGAGAGCAGAGGGGGCACUUUUUAGCAUUCCCUUUCUAUCCCAGCCCUCUGGUCUGCCGUGAGUGGACGGGGGGGUCACGGGGGGUGAGCAGGCUUUGGCCCAGGGGACAUGACGUGUGGGGGUGGGUGGCUCUGGCACAGAUAGAUGGGAACAGGAUAGCCUGGCCAGUCCAUCUGCCGUCUACAUUCGUACCUUGGGUCCAUCUCUCCCUCCUCGGGACUGCAGAAGGGACCUUGGAUUUAUUUUAGCCCUGGCACCGAGUUCAGAUUCAGCCCUCAUUCAGCUGGGAUUAAAAUGCCAGUCAUCCUGGCUGCCCACUGUGGACACCUGUCUAUCUGCCUGCAGAGGGACUCAGGUAUCCCUGAUGGGGCUGCCCCCUUUCCUCCUCCUCAAUGCUGGGCCAGCCAGAUAAGUCGGGGAGUCGUGAUGGAGAAGGAAAAGUCAGGAACCAUGUCCUGAGUCACCAGCAAGACAGGGGUGUGCUACAUAGCAGUUUCCAGAACCCACGCUAGAAGGAGCCCACCCAAGCCCCCCCCUUCACCCCCCCCCCCCCAGUCUGCCCCACUUCCUGGCUUUAACUCACAAGCCUGCCUGGGGAGUGGUGAGGUGAGGGUGGGGGGUGCUAUAGGCUAUUUUUCAAAGAUAACAAAAAAACAAUAAAAACCUCAUUUGGGGAAAAAAAGUAGAAGAAGAAGCUAUAGGGAGUCCCCCACCCAAAUACAAAUCCCAGGGGAAAGGAAAGGGGGCGUCUGUUCUUCUCCAUCAGAUUCCCAACACCUUUCAUUACUCUCAAUCUCGAAGCACUUUGAAUCCAUUUUUAAACAUUCAGGUGGUGAGACCUGUCACCCGAUGGGCUCUGAUAGCACAGGGAGGAGGCCUGGCUAUCAGGCUCUGCUGUCCUACCCUAGGGCCGACCAGCUGGUUAGAGAGGCCACCUUCCGGGAGGCAUAGGAGAUGUUCUCUUUAGACGGGUUUUGGUUUAAGUGUCUAUUUUUUUUUUUUCUUGGACCAAUCAGAUUCUUUCUUCCACUUUCAGUGCCUUGAGUGUCCAGCUUUGGUUGACCGGCCCUGUGUGGGUGGCUGCGCGGGGAGCCGGUCCUGUGAGCGCAAACUCACUGCCAAGUGUUGCAGAGUUGAGGGGACAGACGGGUGAGGGGGCAUGGAGAGGAAGGGCGGACCCAGUAAGGGCACCGCAGGCGGCUCGCCACGCCCACCCUCACCUCCACACCCACGUGCACGCACACCCACACCCACACAUGCAUUCCACACUCUCAGCCGCCACCUCCUGACCAAAGAGAACCGGUGCUCCAAAGAGAACUCGCUCCCCUGCCCCAGCCCCCUUUCCCAAGAAGCAGGGUCUGCCCUUCCCCCUUGCUCGGCCCUGACGGGGCGGGUCCUCCGCUGCAAUUCCCAGAAUGCGCUUUGCCCUUUCUCGUGGUCGCCAUUCAUAAGUCAUGUUCGCUUUAAUGAGUUACACACUCAUCAGCCACGCACCAUCACCACCCUUGCGGAUGCGUCUGUGGGGUGACAUUCUUCACCAUCCCCUGGCUGGUAAGGACCCGCUCAAACCCAGGAAGAAAGUGGUUCCAGUUCCAGCCUCUCAGGCUGCCUCUGCCUCCUCCUCCACUUCAACGGGGGAAGUCCAGUAGCCCGGCGCUUCCAGAGGCAUCACAAGCUUCUGGCGCUAUUCCGCCCUUACCCCUGGAAGCGGACUCCUUCCUGCGGAGUCCUUUUCUGCGAGCUCAGUGACAAGGUCUGUUAAGGAUGCAGGUUCCUGUGCAAAUUCAUGCAGUUUUCUUGAUUUUCACAGAAGCCAUGGGGAUUCUAAACAAAGUCUAAAGGGGGUGGCUUUUUAAACAGAAAUAUUCCAAAAGAUGUUUACUUUUGUUUGGGGUGUGGCCACAUUCUCUUGUUUCCUCCUUUUUGGUUUUAGCACUGAGUCCAUUCUGUUGGAGAGGAGGAGGCCCUGAGGUCGUUGGUAACUAAGCUGACACUGCGGGGACCAUGGGUUUCGGAAGUCAGACACAGGGCUAGUUUCCUGUUCUCUGUUCCUUAACACGUUACAGUACCUGGGUACCAAGCAAACACUACGCAAGGCACAGGGAGGUGUCAGCAACCAAGGCCACCUCUGCCCUCUGCAACUUGCACUCUGGUCUGACCAGAAUCUGAAUUGGGACCGACCUGUUAAGCCAAUGGAAUUGCUUUUCUUGGGGGUGGCAGGUGUCCUUGAGCAGGGAGAGUUGCUGUCUGAGACUGGAGUCCUCCAGCGUGGUGCCUCAGUACUUGAUGUGGCCACUUGGUGAUCCUGACUGCCUCUGCCAUUCUAGUUUUGGUGGGAAGAGCAAGGGGUCAGGAGACUUGGGACCCAGCUCUGAAGCUGUCCUUUACUGAGUGAUCUUGCCCUAACCUCUUUAGGUUCAUUGCCCCCUAUUUUCUGGUCUUUAAGGUGAGGGGGGAGAGUUACACAAACCUCGAUUUAUCCUGCCCUUGCUGUAUUCGUUUGGUCAGGUGGAAGGGCCUGCCAUCCCUGGCAAGGAUUUGGGAACAGUGACUGAGCAGGUGAAGGGACAGGGGAGUGGAAGACUUCAAGAGAAGUGGACUUCGUCAUCUUGUCAGAAGUGUUAUGAAUGAAUUGUCACUAGGAACCCCUUGAUCCCAAACAGCAACAAAAAGCAUAUCCUAAACCUCAGAGAAAUUGUUGUGGGAUUAUCCUUUGUCCAUUGUGCUGCUUCCCACUCAAAAUCCGGACAGUUUUGCAAAGCUGUCCCUGGCCAGGGCAGGGCAUGGUGAGUUUCCUUUGCUGUGCCUCCAGGUUUCAGGCAACCUUUUCUGUUGGGGGAAAAUGGAAGUGGCCACCCUCCACCCCAGUCCUCAGGAGCACUUCCAUGGCCCAGGGACAGCUGGCCUCACUUACUGAGCAAGGGGAAGCCUGCAGGCUGUGUCUUGAGCCAGAGGGAGAGGUGUGAGAACAGCUGACCUCUCUGUGAGGGAGCAGUUAGGAAGGGCAGCCGGUAGAGUGAAGAGGGAGUCCAGCAGUUUUUGACUUCAGUUCUUGACCUUGAAGAGGUUCUUGUAGUUCUGGAUGACCUAUAGUCUCCUUGUGGAGGGCCCAGCUUGCAUCCUAAAUCCCGGAUCCCUCUAAGUCUAGGCACAGAGUUUGCAUGAAGCAAAAGCCACCAUAGGUCAGAAAGGAACGCAGACAGGGAUGGGAGUGGCGCUACGCUCUCACAGAUGUACCUUUGGAGAUGAAGGAGGUCAGUUUGAUUCCGACCCCCACCGCUGUCCCUUUUCCAGGCUCUAUGCCCUCUCCUUGUCCCAGCAAGUGCUGCUUUCCUUAAAAUUUUGAGGGCAGCCUUUUCUACUUUCCAGGAUGGAGCACACUGCCCUAGAGUCUUGUACUCUGGUGCCCUCUCGUUAAACGGGUGGCGCUCUGUCAGGAGCCACAAGUCUUGGGCUCCUCUGAAUGGAAUCAGAUGGUUUCUCAGUGUACCUGACCCGUGUACAUAGCGGUGCUGGGCCAUUUGGGUUUGGAGAAAACCACGGGAAAACCAAGACCCCAGGUGGACUGAACUGGCUCAAUCACUGCCUCCCUCUUUGCUGUGAGGGCGGUUCUGCCCCCACUACUGCAUGCCCAGACACCCCUGACUUCUCUGCCAGUUCCUGCUGUGUGCCCUGGGCUGGGUCACCGCUCUGUGCCUCUACAGGCCCUUCUGCAUGUUGAGGAAAUCACCGGAAAGGCGUUAGUGAAGCUUCUGACCCUGGCGGGACCAGUAAGGAAAUGAUGAUAGAACACUGAAGUGCACAGACCAAGGGAUGUAAUUGGAAAGGCAUCUAUUUUUGUGAAGAGGCUAUAAAAUUAGCAUUUAAAUAUCCCAUCCCCUUCUCCCUGCCUCCCUCUUAUCCCCUCAUGAUCUCUCUCCUUUCCUGGGGGCCAGCCUCUUUCUGAAAGGUGUUGGCCUCGCCUGUGAGCUGGGUCCUGACAUUCCACCUCUGGGCUGCUGAAGAGGAUGGAAAGAUGUGUGGCUCGGGAGAUAGUCCUGAGUUUGGGGGGUGGGGUUGGGGGAGGGGGGCAGAGUCCCAUGUUCUUGCAUCACUGUGAGGGAGCUCCAGGCCCUGUCCCUGGAGGAAUCAUUGCUGCGCAGAAGUCAUGGGCCAUACUGGGCGGUUCUGGUACAAGCCUGCCCUGAAAAAUAAUAACAGUAAUGAUAAUAAUAACUCGUUUGCGUUGAGCUAUCACUCAUUCCUACCGAUCUCCUAUCCCCUAGUCCUGGCUUUUUGAUGUCCCCAACCACUGGCCUUUGCAAGUGUUGGUGGGCCAUGGGUUCUUUUCCCUUCUGGAGCUCUUCAGAUGCUGCCCCCUGGGAGUACCCCCAGCUCGGGAGAGCGCAGCCAAGCUGCCAGUACAAGCAAACUCGCGACACAGUCUUGCUGGCAAUAGUGACCCAGAAGAUUUGGCUGCUGCUUCCAAUCACAUCAGAAUGAGGCCCAGGGCUCCCUGUGGUCCCUUUUUCUACCCCACUGUUCUUGGGAUUACAACCUCCACUUCUGGCUCCAGUUAAAUCUUCUCCACCCAAACCCUGGUAAUGAAUGGAUCCAUGAUGAUAAUUAAGAGAAGAGAAAAAAAAAUAUUAUUUUUGUUAGGACAAACCAUCGUAGAUUUUUAGCAAUGUGUAUCUGUGUGUCCCUCACACCUUUUCCUAUUCUGCCUUUCUUCAUUUUCCUUUUUUUUAAAUAUUAUGUACUAUAUUUUUAGUCUCAGACACACUAUAUAUUAUAUAUAUUUAAUUUUUUUAUAUAUAUAAAUAUAAAUGUUUUAAAAAGUA